Eremothecium gossypii ATCC 10895 is the source of this 1488-nucleotide messenger RNA. RefSeq names its product Spo23p (gene SPO23). Lineage: Eukaryota; Fungi; Ascomycota; Saccharomycetes; Saccharomycetales; Saccharomycetaceae. The transcript has a single exon. The record is from RefSeq and is marked provisional. Bases 1 to 1488 code for a protein of 495 amino acids.
AUGCCAAUCAAGAAGUCAAUACUCAGCAGCUCUCGCACAGAGCCCUACUAUGCGCCGUGCAACCAGGAGCUCUCGGGCACCAAGUGUAAGGUAAUACAACUCAAGAACCUUAAAUGUCGCGGCACGCUCAUCAAGCACAAGACGCCAGUGCCUCCAAUUUUGGUCUUCAACAGCCUCAACUUCGAGAACAACCCGCUGAUGGACGUGCACGACUCGGCCAACUUGCGCGUCCAGCUCGUGCUCUCCCAUGAUACAUGCUAUCUUCCGGGCAUCUUCACGCAGCAGGAGUCUCUCGCAACGACCACUGCGUCUGCGCGCUCAUCGGCAGACGAUGAGAUGCUCCUCCAAUCCAAGUCCGUAUUUGCGGGGUACGUGCACAUCACCGUCAAGGGGCAAUCGGGCGUGCUGUUCCAGGACUUGAAGGUGCAGCUAAGCGGCUACUCCUCGGAGUUUGUGUGCCUCACGCAGUUUGGCGAGAAGGUGGUGCGCCUGUUAAAAGACCUUACCUCUGACAGCUGCAGCCACUUGCGACCCAUGAUCCAGGACACAAUACACUUCAAGCCGAAAUUGACACUUCUCUCGCCAGGCACGUAUACCUACCCGUUCAACUUCGUGCUAGAUCCAUACCACUUCCAUGCCUCGAUCGGCACCCACCUCGGGUCCACGCAAUACCGCAUGGAGCUUACCUGCACGAUCAUGCGCCAGAAGGCCCAGUACGAAACCAUAUUCCUCUCGCGCCCGUUCGCGGUUAAGAAAACUCUUCCACCAGGGAACCUUCUCCGCUAUGACUGCGUGGAGAGCCAGGGCACCUGGCGCGACGGCUUACUUGACUACAAGAUAUAUCUAUCCACCAAGCUGCUCGAGUUCGACCAGCCCUUCCAGUUCCACUUGCACUUGGUCAAGGGCGAGGCGCACCAAAUAGAGGUCCAGACGAUAGAGGUCAUAUUGGAGCAGAACAUGCUGAUCCCCUGCGUCAAGAAAAAGGACCUCCACAAGCCCGUGGCCAAGGCCAAGUCCUACAUGGCCACCAACAUGUUCCUCUUGGCCAAGCACUCGGUCACCAGCAAACACGACAUACAGCACAUUCUCCAGUUCCCAGACCUCCUGGUCUCGUCCAGCAAGCAGAGCAUCGUCAUGGGCAAGUCGCUCCACCCGUACUACUGCGAGAUGAGCGACACCUUCGGCGCCGACCGCUGCAAGUUGAAGAUCACCCACGUUCUCAAGGCGCAGGUCAGCCUCCGCCUCCACGACGGCGGCAAGGUCACCAACAUGCUUAUCUGCUUGAAGCUCCCUGUCUUGCUCGUCGACAAGGACAUGAGCAGCGGCCUCCACCUCCCGCCCUACCGGGAGUCCUGCAGCGCCUCCGCCAAGGACACCCUUAGCACGCUCUGCCCCACAAUGUCCGACGACAGCCGCCUCUGCAGCAGCCCCCCCACCUACGCCGAGCUCUUCGACUCUGCCUACCCGCCCGCCGAGUCCUCUAGCUAG